This is a messenger RNA of Bombus terrestris (buff-tailed bumblebee), 5345 nucleotides long. RefSeq names its product protein phosphatase 1 regulatory subunit 12A (gene Mbs). The record is from RefSeq and is a predicted model, not a curated record. Gene Ontology annotation, molecular function: phosphatase regulator activity; protein kinase binding; enzyme inhibitor activity. Lineage: Eukaryota; Metazoa; Arthropoda; Insecta; Hymenoptera; Apidae. Gene Ontology annotation, cellular component: cytoplasm. Bases 403 to 3540 code for a protein of 1045 amino acids. The transcript has 22 exons. Gene Ontology annotation, biological process: signal transduction.
GCUACACUACAGGUUGUUUCGCUGGUUUCGACACAGCUCGCACGGUACGGGACGGCCAAGAAUAGCAAAGAGCACGCGAAUCUAGCCGUCCUGUAACUGAGUCUGGUGAAGGCGACCGACCGCUCCCUUCGUAGACCGUCAGAACGAAUUUGAACGUAUAUUUUUCUUAGUAGAAAAACACGCGAUCCGCGAUUAAGUCGUAUAUGGAGGUAAGAAGUGGAAAACGAUCAUUUCAGCGUGUCGAAUCACGCAAAGUGAACUGAAGUGAAGUGGCCUCGGCGAAGUGGAGAUCUAAAAGCAGUAGAGAAGGAGAGAGUGAGAAGAAGAGAAAGAAAGAGAAGAAAAGACUGUGUGCGAAGUGGUUAUAAGAUUCUUGAGUGCAGCCGUGCGUGUUUUCGGGCAAUGUCUCUCGAAAGUCGUUCGAGCUCAGCCCUAUUUAAAAGGGCUGAACAACUCAAACGCUGGGAACAGUCUGAAACAAAUCGUGAACCGACUCAACCACGUCAGGUCGCACGAAAAAUUAAAUUCUCAGCGGAUUGUGUGUUCUUGGCAGCAUGCGCGGCAGGCGACAAGGAAGAGGUCGUACGUUUACUCCAAAAGGGGGCGGAUAUCAACACCGGAAAUGUUGAUGGUCUAACAGCAUUACAUCAAGCAUGUAUCAAUGAUGAUCUGGAUAUGGUCGAAUUUUUAGUGGAAAAAGGAGCUGAUAUCAAUUGUGGAGAUAAUGAAGGCUGGACACCAUUGCAUGCAACUGCAUCUUGUGGAUUUAUUUCUAUUGCUAAAUAUUUAAUAGAGAAAGGAUGUAAUUUAGCAGCAGUUAAUUAUGAUGGUCAAUUAGCUCUUGAUAUUGCUGAAAGUGUUGAAAUGGAAGAUAUGCUGCAACAACAUAUAAGCAAAGCUGGCAUAGACUGUGAUCAAGCCAGAAGCGAAGAAGAAAGAUCAAUGUUAAAUGAUGCUAGAGCAUGGCAAUCAGGAGCAGCUGGCAAGGAUUCAAUCCAUCCUAAAUCAGGAGCCACUGCUCUUCAUGUUGCUGCUGCUAAAGGCUAUAUUGAUGUUAUGGAAAUAUUACUGCAAGCUAGGUGUGAUGUUAAUGCUCAAGAUUUUGAUGGUUGGACACCUUUGCAUGCUGCAGCACAUUGGGGACAAUUAGAAGCCUGUGAACUUCUAGUGGAAAAUUUUUGUAAUAUGGACAUUAAGAAUUAUGCUGAUCAAACUGCAUUUGACAUUGCUGAUUCAUCUAUAUUAUCAGCCCUGGAGGAAUUAAAAGCAAAACAACAGUUACUAAUGAAAGACCAUCCACAAAUUAUUAAUAAGAAACAGCCAACUAUACCAAAGAAACGUGUAUCAACAAAUAACGAAAAUACUAUAACUAUGCAAGAAUCGGUAGAAACAUUUGAAGAAGAGACGCCAAAUAAAGUUAAAAAGGUCGAAUUAGAAAUUCAGUCUGAUAAAGAAGAUUCUAGUACUGGAACAAAUAGUGAUGUUGCAAUUUGUAUUUCUUGUAACAAUGCUGCAUGGACAGAAGCGACACGUGAAACAGAUAUGGAAGAGAGUGAUGGUGAAGGUGAAUCUGAGACUAGCUCAGACUCACAUUCUUCCACUUACUCCAAUCAAUCUGAUAAGUCUAACGAAUCAAACCACUCUCCAUGUCUUACAGAUGAUGAAAAGAAAAAUAGAGCAAAUAGAGAAGAAACAGCCCCGCGUAAUAUUUCGCCUCCUAUCGAUGCCAAUAAAGUUCCUAAUCAGGCUCCAAUAAUGCCUCCAAAACAACAGACUGAUAAUGAAGAAGGAGUUAUACCAUCUUGGCGGCGAUCAGGCUCUUUUAGAAAUAGGGUACAAAAUACAGAAGCAACUUUGUCUUCGAGGCUUGAAGAUAAGGAUAAAACUAUUAAAUCGCCAACCAUGUCAAACAAACUUAAUACGGAACCUGAUGUCGUAUUGACAAGAACGCAUAGCUUUGAAACAGAUGAAAAGUUUUAUGAGCAGUACUUGGCAUUACGAGCUCGAAUCAAGGCGUUUUCUUGCCCUACUCUCCAUUGCUGCAACGCAGCUACUCCUACUCACACGAAUACUACGACCCGUUCUGCAUCUCUACGCGAAACCCACAGAAGAAAAGAAGCAAAAUUAAACUUGGAACUCUCAAGACUGCCACAGGGAAGCAAUACACUUUCACCAACAACUACAUCCAAAACAAUAGUGUCAAGUACACUGCCAACUACUACAGCUACAGCUACGACUGCCACAACAAUAACAACUACUACAAGUCCUAUUCCAACUAAUCAAAUACGCAGUGUUCAACCAGUGGAAGCUACAGCUACAAACAAUUCAGUAGCAGUUCCUGGAACUCCCACUACACCAGGAGGGAGCAAACUAAGUCCAGGAAAUAUCUUCAAGAAUUUCUUCAAAUCAUUUGUUCCUCCUGUUCGUGAUGAGGAAAGUGAAACACAAAGAAAAGCACACGCGAAAAGAGUAAGAGAAACUCGACGUUCGACUCAAGGAGUGACAUUGGACGAAAUCAAAAGUGCAGAACAAUUAGUAAAAAAGAAACAACAAAACAAUGAAAUUCCUUCCACAAUAUCUUCUACACAGCCUGCAACCACUACCAGCAAUACAGCCUCGAUUACAGCUACAAUAACAACAGCAACUCCUACUACUGUAAUUUCAAAUAAACCUUCUGAAGAACUUAAUUUACCUGAAAGACGACCUUCCUGGAGAUUGAAAGUGGAUAAUGGAAGCAAGUUCCAGCUAGAAGAUGCUAAUAACAGAGCUACUACACUAUCUAAUACAGAUACCACUACAGCAUAUAUGAGAAGACCUUCAGCGGGUACAAGUGUACCUAGACCAUCAUCAGCUCCGGUAGAAACUAUCGCAACGAGUAGUGCAGAAACAACAGUGACAUUACCACUUAGACGAUCGUUAAAACAACCUGAAGAUAAAGAACAAGAUAAGGAAAAUGAUAGUAGAAAUGCACAAGCUACACAAGCUGUUAUACAAAGGAGACGAAGACCUAAAAGGAGAUCUACUGGCGUUGUCCACGUUGAUAUGGACGAAAUUGAUCCAGAGAAACAAGACUUAACUGCUGGGGGAGAUUAUGAUGAGUCCAAAAUCAACCACAAUGAGAGUGGAAAUGAUCGCACUGGAAGAUCUAACAGGCUAGGAUCUAUAUCAUCACUAUCAUCAGAAGCACCUUCUAUGUCAGUAAGACUAAAGUCUACAACUUCUGAAAAUGGUGAAUUAGAUUAUAAAAAAUUGUAUGAAGAAUCUCAAGCAGAAAAUGAAAGACUUAAAGAAAAGCUUAGGCGGUCAGAUGAACAAUUAAAGGAAGCCAGAAAUUUAUUGGACAAAGCACAAAGUGCUCAAAAUAAAACAGUUCUAUCUGAAACUGAGAAAAGGGAAAGGAGAGCAAUGGAAAGGAAAUUGUCAGAAAUGGAAGAAGAAUUGAAGCAAUUACAAAAGCUCAAAGCUGAAAAUGAGAGAUUGAAAGCCGAAAAUCGGGCACUUACCCGCGUCGUAUCCAAACUCACCAAUACUACUAAAUAGGUGAUGGACCAAUUGAAAUGUGAAAACCAGAGGCUAAAAGAUGAAAAUGGUGCCUUGAUAAGAGUAAUCAGCAAAUUAUCCAAAUAACUCCAAUGGUCUUAAAAAAGGGCUGUCUAGCGUUUCUUAUGUUGCAUUACAAUUGAUUGAAUGAAUUGUUUUAACUAUAAAGCAUCAUGAUCAUUAUUGCUAGUAUUCUUACAAUGUAUAUUACAUCAUCACAUUAUUGAUGAAUUUAUUCUUAAUGCUAGUAAUUUAAUUUAUUAUCAAACAAAUCACUCGCGUGGCUGUGCCAAGAGCGAAGAGAGACAUUGCUCCUAUUCUUAGAAUUGUGAAUAGUCGACUAUAAAGGACUUAGAAUUUUUACUUUCUCACAUGUAACUCUUCCUGUCGAAGAUAAAUUUCAUGGUUCAUUUUAGAGCCGGCGCUUGUAAAGCAAAAUGUACUUCGUUCGAAUUGAUAAAAAACAAACGUUCUUUAUGACAAUUUUUUUUAAAGAAUUCACGUUAUUAAUGUUGACUCUUUAUAAGGAUAUUUUGUAAAUAUGUAAUAGGUAAUAAUAACGUGGCAUUUUAGAAUUAAAUAAGAAAAUUUUUUACUUUCAAAAAACACAUAAGAGAUAUAUAUCAAAUUUAUUGUAUAAACUUGUUUCCAUAAUUGUAAUGCAGGCGAAUACAUUCGUAGCGUAUUACAAGAUUAAGUAGAACAAUAAAAAAAAAAAGUGAAUUAAGAUAAUGAUUUUCAUGCUAUUCAAGUGGCCUUUCCUGGAAGACUGCAAUUUAUAAUCCUUCCAUCAUUGCCAUAUUUUACAGAAUACAGAAAAUUCAUGCAGUAAAUAAUGUAUGUUUUAAUAUUAUUUUACAAUUCGUUGUUAUUGAAAUAUAAUUCAAACAACUAAAAUUUUUUAAUACAUGAAAAAGGUUGAAGAUAAUAUAGUUUCUAUUAAUUGGUAUCAACAAACAAAUUGUGUUAUUACGUUUAAUAACUAAUUUAAUGUAUUCGAUUGAAAGAAAGGACUUUACUUUUUAAAUAGAAAUAUUUGUAAUGAAAUUUUAAUUUUGAUAAAAUUAUAAAUUUAUAAGUAAUGAGAAAAGGAAAAAUGACAAUGUAUGGGUGACAUGUUUUUUAACAAUGUUAUUGUAAAAAAUUGUACAAAGAUAAGUUGAAAUAAUUAUUUCAUAAUGAUGUUUGUUAUUAAAUAACAAUUCUGCGUAACUGUUUAGUAUAUACACGUACUUCCAUUAUAUUAUAUAGCUACGUGCUUAUUGUACUUGAAAACUGUUUGAAUGAAACUAGCAUCACAGUAUACAAUGCUAAUUAUUGUAUAAAUAUAAACAAAAGUCCAUUUGUACAAUUUGUGAUAAGUAGUUCAAUCUUUAUCAAAUAUUUUUCGGCUUGAUUGAGAUGUUUCAUAUUAUGUAUUUUUUGUAAAUGUAAUUACCUAUAGCUAUACAUAUAUAUGAUUGUACUGUAUAUGUAUACAAUAUUAUUCAAAUGGUCCUAAUAAUUAUUUGUAAUUUUUUGUUUGCGUUCUUGUCAUUCAUUUUAUAUCAAUGUAUCUUCAUAACAUUUAUAAAACCAUAUUUAAUAUUUCACAUAAACAACACAAAAUGAUUGAAUCUUUGCAAAUUCAUUCAUUUGAUAAAGAUUGAUUCUGCUAUGAUAUCUUGCACGAUUAUAAUAAACAUGUCCUACCCUCAGGUAUCACGUAGAUGAAAGUCGGUGAAUGUGGUCUGACGUUUUUGUGAAAUAUUUUAUAAUAUAAUUAACACUGUUAAAAAUAAAAUUUUGUGCUGGUUCAAAUUAAA